AUGAGUUCUUCUCAACCUUCGACACGUUCUGUGUCAACAAGCAAGCCCCAAACUUCGCCAGCUCUUUCUGCGUCUUCGCCUUCUCCCACCCUUCCAGCUGGUUGGAUCAAGCAAUACGACCCUGCAUCACAACGGCAUUUCUAUGUCGAUACAACCGUCCCUCGUUCAACGUGGUCUCAUCCAUACGAAGACGAGCAAUAUAUUCGCGAGCAUGGCCACUCACACGCAAAGCAGCAUAAUAGCAUCCGCCGCCACAGCUCAGCCAGUCAGGGAAUCGCGUCACCAGUCAUUGUUGCUCACCAGCAACAACAAAAGCCGCAACACCACCAUCACCACCACCGUCGCGAUUGCCCUCCAGAUGAACCGCAAGAGCCUGCCCGCAAGAAAGCUAGGUUGAGUAUUCACUCGCCCGAGAAUUUCCAGUCGCCUGGCACCCCGAGAGAGGAUCUCACGCGCGAGUUCGAAGGCUUAUUACGACGCGACUUUUCCUUCGCCGGUCAAUACUGCCAUGCGGCCACAAUGACUUCGGCUGCGAACCCCGGGCUCAGUAUCAAGGGUAUUGGUGUGGUGGGGCUUCCGCUCAGCGACCGUGACGCGGACCUUGUUCGUCAAGUCAUAUCUCCAUCAUCGACCCCAGACCAGACUGUCGGAAAUGCCUGGGAGUUGGGAGCGCAAUUGAUUGAAUGUAUGAAUCCUGCCUGGUCUGCGUACCUGGAGGAGGUGGUUUUGAAGGACAUAUGGCGGAAACUGACGCCACAUGCGAGUGGUUUGCGGCUCAAGCUUCAGAGUUUGAUUUUAUGGGAGCAAUCGCACAAUCCUAUGUUAUACGAGUGUACUCAAUCUCAACAAUCAGACUCGACCGAAUUUGCCAGCGUUCAUGUCAUUCUCCCAUCCACGUACACUGGAGGACACGUACAGCUCUCUUUCGCCAGUUCUUCCGAGCAUUAUGAUUUGUCGCCAACAUCAAGUUUCUCGACUUCUUUCGUGGCAUGGUAUCACGGUGUCGAAUGCCAAAUCAAGCCCAUCGAAUCAGGUCGCCGAUUGGCCCUGUCUUACCGUUUGGUGGUCUCAGAGGGGCCGCGGCCAACGCUUCCCGUGAUGACCGACAAGCUACAAGAUCUCCGUCGUUUUCUUCGCAAAUGGUCGAAUUUCCAAGAGUACGAGCCGGAUAGCGUUCCUACCAUUAUCGCCUAUACGCUUGCCUACGAAUAUCAUGACGACGAUCUUCGUGGUGACACUCUCAAACUUGAAGAUCGACACAAAAUUAUCCAUCUCAAGUCGCUUUGUGAUGAGCUUGGCUUCCAGCUUGGGCUCGCUACCCUCGAUGACCACUUGAUUGGCACCGCAGACGAAUCAGCAAGUCGGGAUGCCCAAGGGCGACCGAAGCGAAUGCUGCGCGUUAACAAUCGACGUCUUAACAUCAAGGAGGUAUACGACUUUGACGGUUUGCCCAUCCAGGGCAUGGCAAAGCUCGAACUGGAGGAGGGAGAUUUGGUGCCGCCCCCAGAGUCUGCGCCUGACUUGGUCGUGUAUGACGCGAAAAACCCGCAUGUCAUCGAAUUUCACCACUCUCGCACGGUGAUCGUGAUAUUCGAGAAACGACGGACGGUGGAAAUGCUACUUCACACUCGAAAGACGCCUUACGCGCUGGAGAGGCUGCACAAUGUCGACCGUCGCAACUCUUCACUCAUCGAGCGAAAAAUCGUGUCCUACGUUUUGUCCUCCCUCUAUCACCAACAGCCAUACAACUUCGAUGCCCAGGCCAGGCUGGCGGAGAUCUCUCUUGGCUGGCACGACGCCAAGUUGUGGAACGAGACUGCUCGUAGUUCAGUGGCGCAUGGGCCGAUGCUGGCUUCUCUUGACCAAAUUCGAUGGCUCGAUGCUUGGAAGCAGUUCACUUUCUCACGGAUCCGUGAGAGCAUCGAGCAGAUCUGGGAAAAGAAGGGGGCACACAAAGGACUCGAGUUCUACCUCGUUGCCGACCCGGACAUAUAUGCCCGGGUGGCCGACAACAGCAAUGCGCUGGAGGAGAUCCGGCAUUGGUCAGGUGAUCAACUUCAGCGCUGUUUGGAUGGCCUGCAGAACCUGGAGCGCGAGCAUGUCCCGCUUUUCAUCAGCGCCAUACGCAAAAAGGGCAUCAUGUUCUUCUGGGAAAUAAUUAUGCGAGCAAUAAUCCGUGUACCCAACGCGUACGAGUUCUGGCUCGACUUUCUUGGCUCGCUCUACACUCUGCGCCUUGAAAUGCUGCCGAAAGAACACGACUCGAAGAAGUUUAACGAAAUCACUGACGAAGGACUCGAUUCGAUACUCAGCGACUUUGGCAUGGUGGUCAGGUCGGGCAACAUUCCCUUGCGCGGGCAACGGCUUUCGGAGAUCAUCGGGCUUUGCCUCUCGAUUCGACGACUCGAUAUGUGCCGACGAGUGCUGUUCAUGACCGUCCCGCGCGACCAGAGCGAGGAAUGGAUCCCCGUGGUGACCAGUCCUGGUUAUGUGCCCCAAUUGCGGCGGACUUUGCAUGAACACGGGAUGGAAGUGUACCACAAGCCAUUCUGCGACUUCUUCAGCGCGGCCAUCGGGUGUUUCCUCCACUUUGUUGUCGGGGCCUACAGCAAUUCAACCCGCAAAAUAUGCGGCUCCUGCACUGUUUGCUCGGCGCUCGAUGACUUCCUGGUCUCUCCGAAUCUUACCCAGGCUCAUUUUGUUGGGACCAAGUCGCAGGCGGAGCACCUCGAGGCGCAUUUGGUGCCGAACCCCGAUGUGGCCAGCUUCCACUCUUACACCGACACGAAUGCUGGCACGAUCACCGUUGUCAGCAAGCUGCGCAACCCGGCCACGGACCCGCACUGGCUCAAGCGGAAGAAUGCGGCCCUGGAGUUCUUGGCCACGGUGGGGGACAUGAAGAUCAUUGACCGCAUCAUGGGGAGACGGUACAACGACGCGAUGCUCGCUAUAGAGGGCAAGGGAUUGUUUGUCCACCUCGAGGACGGCUCCCGCGCGGGUAGCCACAAUUCGUCGAGGGGCAUUGCCAUUCAUCAUCAGGUCCAGGGUCGGUGGGCAGCGACAAGUGUGACGGAUGAGCCUAUGCAGAAUGGCCGGUGA
Molecule: messenger RNA, 3099 nt
Organism: Mycena indigotica
Lineage: Eukaryota; Fungi; Basidiomycota; Agaricomycetes; Agaricales; Mycenaceae
Product: WW domain-containing protein
Exons: 9
Coding region: 1-3099 (1032 amino acids)
Molecular function (GO): protein binding
Source: RefSeq, a predicted model, not a curated record